Trichechus manatus latirostris (Florida manatee) is the source of this 966-nucleotide messenger RNA. RefSeq names its product testis expressed 13B (gene TEX13B). NCBI's taxonomy places the organism in Eukaryota, Metazoa, Chordata, Mammalia, Sirenia, Trichechidae. Gene Ontology annotation, molecular function: mRNA binding. The record is from RefSeq and is a predicted model, not a curated record.
AUGGCCUUGAACCCUGAGGACGCCUGUGGUGGGUUCCACCACGCCAAGGUGGUGGCCUUCAUCAACGAGAAGAUGACCGGGCACGUGAAAGGCCCCGAGUUCUACCUUGAGAAUAUGUCCUUGUCCUGGGAGGAGGUGGAGGACAAGCUCAGGGCCAUCCUGGAGGACAACGAUGUGCCCAGCGAGGCCAAGGAGGCCUGCGCCUGGGGUGGCCUGGCCCUGGGCGUGCGCUUCGCCCGCAGGCAGAGCCAGUUACAGGGGCGCAGGGUGCAGCGGCUGCACGACUUCGCCAAGCUGCACAGGUCGGCUGCACAGGCCCUGGCCGCAGACCUGAAGGAGCUCACUGCGCAGCAGGAGCUGGAGCGCAAGGAGGCGGCCUUUCAGCUGCAGCUGCUCCAGGCCUCCCUGGCGGAGGUGCAGAAAGAGAGGGACCGGCUGAGGUGGAAGCUCCUCCAGGCUGAACUGCAGCAGCCCUUGGAGCAGGCCACAGGGUGGCCAAGACUGGCCACUGCUGGUGGGGCUGGGACGGAAGGAGAAGGCGAGGAGGAAGAGGAGGGGGUGGCUGCUGCUGCUACCACUUCUGCUGCUGAUGCCACAGAAGGAGAAGAGGAGAGGGAUGCGGCAGGGGCUGCCACCGCCCCUGCUACCGAGGCGGCACAGGAGCUGGGUGGAAGCUUCCUGCAGCUUCUUGGAGCUGGAGCAGAAAAAUUUCACCUCUGGAGGGCAGAGGGAGGGCGAGCUCAGGUUAGUGGAAACAGCUAUGUUUGAUUUCUCUGGGGCCGAGAAACCUGAGCCCACAGUCUCGCCGGCAACCCUUCCUGUCCAACUCCCUGCCUCAUUCACAUACUCAUACUCAUGCCCCUUAUCCCCAUUCCCAGACCCACCCACACCCAUACCAUCCCCACCAGCAGCCACGUUCACAGCAGCAGCUCCACCUCAGACGGCUGCCCAUUGCGGGGCUUCUGA